Molecule: messenger RNA, 1685 nt
Organism: Poeciliopsis prolifica (blackstripe livebearer)
Lineage: Eukaryota; Metazoa; Chordata; Actinopteri; Cyprinodontiformes; Poeciliidae
Gene: uqcrc2b
Product: cytochrome b-c1 complex subunit 2, mitochondrial
Exons: 14
Coding region: 55-1434 (459 amino acids)
Cellular component (GO): mitochondrion
Molecular function (GO): metal ion binding
Source: RefSeq, a predicted model, not a curated record
AGGGCACUUUGAAAGGCGGCCAUAUUGGUUUUUCGUCCUGACUGAAGGAGAGAGAUGAAGGGGAUCCGAGCAAUCAGUCAACUAUCGAGACGCUUCUAUGCCGCGGCCAGAAAGGGCCAGUCCCUUACCGAGCCUCUGGUUGGUCUGAAGCUCUCUCCCGGGGCUGCCCACUCCUACCAGGACGUUCAUGUAAGCAAGCUGCCCAGCGGACUGGUCAUCACGUCUCUGGAGAACUACUCCCCAGCCUCCAAAAUUGGGGUCUUCAUCAAGGCCGGCUGUCGCUAUGAAACCCCUGACAACCAAGGUGUCACCCACCUGCUCAGGCUGGCCUCCAACCUGACAACCAAAGGAGCAUCAGCGUUCAAAAUCUGCCGCGGCAUUGAGGCGGUGGGAGGCAGCCUGAGCGUGAGUUCUUCCAGAGAGAACAUGAUGUACGUAGUGGACUGCAUGAGAGACGACAUCGACACAGUGAUGGAGUUUCUGAUCAAUGUGACAACGGCUCCCGAGUUCCGUCCCUGGGAGGUGUCUGACCUCACGCCCCGGGUCAAGCUGGACAAAGCACAGGCUGCACAGAACCCCCAGAUAGCUGUGGUCGAAGCUCUCCAUGCAGCAGCUUAUAAGAACGCUCUGUGUAACUCCCUGUACUGUCCAGACCACAUGGUUGACCACAUCCAUUCUGAACACCUUCACCAGUUUGUCCAAAACAAUUUCACAAGUGCAAGAAUGGCUCUUGUAGGACUUGGUGUGGAGCACUCUGUGCUGAAGCAGGUGGGGGAGCAGUUCCUCAACAUCCGCGGCGGAGCCGGAGCCACCGGGGCCAAGGCGCAGUACCGCGGAGGAGAGGUCCGUCUGUCCAGCCUGAGCAGUCAGGUCCACUCUGCCGUGGUGAGCCAGUCGGCUGCAGCCGGCACUGGGGAAGCCAUGGCGUUCAGCGUGCUGCAGCACGUCCUGGGAGCCGGUCCGCACAUCAAGAGGGGCUCAAGCAGCUCCGGCAGGCUGGUCCGGGUGGUCGCCAAGGCAACCACUGAACCCUUUGAUGUGAGCGCCUUCAAUGCCAGCUACUCUGACUCCGGUCUGUUUGGAGUCUACACCAUCUCCCAGGCUGCAGAGGCUGGUAAUGUGCUCAGGGCCGCCCUGGCCCAGGUUAGGGCUGUUGCUGAUGGAGGAGUCACAGCUGCUGACCUGACUCGGGCCAAGGCUCAGCUGAAAGGUCAGUUCCUGAUGUCUCUGGAAACGACUGAAGGUCUGCUGGAAGCCAUGGGCUCUCAGGCUCUGGCUGAUGGGUCCUACCACAGGCAAGAAGAAAUCUCCAAGAACAUUGACAACGUCUCCCUGACUGAUGUUGCAAAUGCUGCCAAGAAGUUUGUGACGAGCAAGAAGACGAUGGCUUCCUCCGGCAACCUCAAAAAAGUUCCCUUUGUGGACGAAAUUUAAAACAAUUAAUAGGUACAGUAGUACCUAUUAAUUGACAGCAAUGUUCAAGUUAUUUCUCCACAUUUGAAUCAAACCAUUUUUUUUAUGCUACAAAUCUCAGAACAUUGUUAUGGUAACACCACUGACUCUUAUCUGUGCCGUGACAGGAUGUUGUUUGCUCCCUGCUGCAUUUCUGUACCGUCUUUCAUCUGUUCAAAUGGCAACUGUAUAGCUGAUGUAAAAUAAGGAAUAAAAUUUAUCUGCCUUCUAAA